ACGAGAGUGCCAAAUAUACAGAUCUGCUGUUACUGCUGCACACUAUUGAUAUUUCACCUCUAGUCCGUGUGUGCCGUAGUCUUUUUUAGACAUUUGCAGGCUGAAGUUGUUACUUGUGGAAUUCCCCUGCACGUGUUUGUGUGUGAUUUUCUUAGGGCUUCUUUAAUUUAUUCUUUUGCUGAUUCUUUCCUUUAAACAUCCCAUCGAGAUGGCCAACACAAUUACUCAGAAGGACACAACAUUUACUAAAAUCUUUGUUGGGGGACUACCUUACCAUACCACUGACAAAUCGCUACGAGAAUUCUUUGACAAGUUUGGAGAAAUCGAGGAAGCUGUUGUCAUCACAGACAGACAGACCGGCAAAAGCCGUGGCUAUGGAUUUGUAACAAUGGCCAAUAGAGAGGCAGCAGAAAGAGCAUGCAAAGAUCCUAACCCCAUCAUUGACGGCAGGAAAGCCAACGUGAACUUGGCCUACCUAGGGGCUAAACCAAGAGGUAUUCAGUCAGGUAUUCCUCUAGCCAUAAAAGGUGUACCAGGUCUCCUGCCAGGCCAAUUUGGGUUCCCUCAGUAUUUAUACCCGUCCACUGCUUACGUCGCAGCGCCCUCUACCGCCAGUAUGCUCACCACAGCAGUGCCACAUUCGCCACUCUCACCUACCGCAGCGGCCACAACAGGACAGUUGCUUGACUAUUCCACCGCAUACGCGUCUCAGUUUGGAGCAUACGAGGCUGCAUAUCCAUACGCCUCUAGCGCAACUGGUUUGAUUACACCCACUGCCGCCGGAUAUACUUACGCUGCCAUCCCCCAGCCUGCACUCGUAGCUGGCGGAAGUGCGAUACAUUAUCAGCCCCAACAAAUACAGGAGAGGAUGCAAUGAUGGUAAUAGGAGAACACUAGCAGUAUUCACGCCGAAUUCAAAGUAUUUCAACAGAAACUAUUGACCAAACGUCCGUCCUGAGAGCAGAACGGAAAAAAACCGUUAACCAUCUUUUGGAUAUCAAUUUUUUAAAAGGCAUUUUAUAUACAUCGAUACGUUUUUCUUUAACUGUAAUAUUUUUUAUCACGAAUUCGGUAGAGAAAUAUUAGCAUGAUCUCUAUGCAAGAUGAAGGACUGAUUUGGACGAAAGAGUAUUUCAAGCUUUUUUUAUAAUGUGAGAUGAGAGAGUAAUUAUGAGGGAGAGAGAAAAAUCGUAUUUAUGGCCUAUGUAUUGUUUAGUGUGAGUGAGUUGGAAGGAUAUGUGCUUGAUAAGCUUACACUAUUAAGCGUCCCAAGUACAGUUCAAAAUCAUAAUUUAUAUUGAUAUCAUAUAUUAUUUGUAUCAAAGUAUUUAUAAUAUUGUUGUUGACAUAAAACUGUUUCAAAUUUGUGGAUCACGUGGUGUCUCCGUCCAGUUAGCUCAACCUUGCCAUCACAUUUUUUAUUGUAGAGGUCAUAAGGUCAUGACAAGCAGACGACAUCGGUCACAUGAAAUGUGAACAUUAGUUGCAGAACUAUAUUACGUAGUAGAUUUCAUGACAUCAUUCACUUAAAUUGCUAGGGCGGAGACCACGGUUGUAAAAGGAUGAUACUUGUAACAACUACUUGUUAUAAUUGUGUAAAAUCGUUAUCCCUUGAAAACUUAAUAUUCGAUAUUUAUAAAAUAUCAUUGUUGUCACUGUACACUGUACAUAUCAUCGUAAUGUUAUAUAUUAGGUAGAUGUUAGACUAGUCUUGUUGUUAAUCUAGAGGCAACCGUAGUUAACACACUAUGCAAGUAGGAAGGGUGACCCAUUGAUACACUAUAAGAAUCGAUGGUAUAUAAUUAUGCUACUUUGAUAUUAUUUGUAUUACCUAAUUGUCUUUCUUUAUUUGGUAGUAUCAACAGAAAGUGCAAAUAAUCGACUAUCGAAUCACGUAGCAUGCGCGCCGUCCGUUGCAUUUUAAACAUAUUCCAACGAAAGAGGCUGAAGUGCCUUUUAGUCCCACCACAUGUAAAAGAAAAGAUGUAUAAUCAAAAUUGAAAAAAAAUAUCUAUAGAACUCGAAAUCCACCGCUGUUUCAUAUAAUAGAUAGGAAUAGAUGACGUCACCUGUCAUUAGUUUGCAAGAUUACGUAUGAAUGUGUGUGUACUUGGUCAAGGCUUCAUGUAUAGUUUGCUUGUGAUUCAGAUAAGGACUCAAGGUGGCGCUGAGUACAUGUGUAUGCCUCAUGUUAACCAGACACCCUUAAAAGUUCCUCGUCCAUCCCAAGAGGUUGCCAUGGCGAUACGAAUCGAAUUUUUUCAUACUUUCUUGUCCACAAAGGCAUUUUUCAUUACUUUUAAGAUGUUUUCGUUUUUUAUCUUCUUUUUGGUUAUUUUUGCAUCUAGACCAAUUCUUACUAUUCUCCUAACCAGACAAAAAUGGUCAAUCUAGUCAGAUUUUCGGAUUUGUGAUUUGAUCACCAUGGCAACUCAUUGCAUAUUGUGUUCUGAUACGGAAAACAUUUUGUACACCCGAAAGUAUUAUAGAUUUGAAAACGAGGUUAAACGAAUUACGACGGUUAUGAGGGGUUUUUUUCUACGAUUUUCGUUUUCUUGUUUGUGAAGAAAAUGCAUUCCAUUUCUUAAAAAUGUAAUUUUGGUCCAACGUCUUAAUUCAGUUCACACAAAUGGCUUGACUAUCAAGAAGUUAGAGAAAGUUUAACCUCGUUUUCAUUUAAAUGGUUGGUAAUGUUUAAAACCAACCGAUGCCUCAUUUUUGUACGACUCUUGUUGGUAUAUAUAUUAUAUACAAAUAUUUAUUGCUGUUACGCUUUCAGAGAAAGACAAGAUGUGUAUAAAGAAAGCAGGGGCGUAUAACUAUUGUUAUAUUUUAUUUAUUUUACCCAACCAUUAUAAUCAAAAUAAUGGUUGGGACUUUUUAUAUUGAUGUAUUAUCAUUAUGAAUGUAUUUAACAAUCAUCGAUGUCAUAUCUUAGAGCAUUAACUUAAACAAUUAACUUAAGAAACUGUAGUAUAGUAUAAUAUUGUCUAUGGUAGAAACUAUGAAUACAAUGGACUACAAUGCCACAUCGUAUAACAGUGUCAAUGUGUAAUGCGGUUCAACAUCCGCGAGAAUAGCAUAAUCCAAUGUUAAAUAAAACAGACCAUUUACUAUGUUGACAUUUACUUAUGUUACAAUCAUGAAAACAAAUAAAAAAAGGAAAUAUUAUGAAA
This is a messenger RNA of Magallana angulata, 3176 nucleotides long. Its product is annotated as RNA-binding protein 24-A-like. The transcript has 4 exons. The record is from RefSeq and is a predicted model, not a curated record. Lineage: Eukaryota; Metazoa; Mollusca; Bivalvia; Ostreida; Ostreidae. The coding region runs from base 209 to 877 and encodes 222 amino acids. Gene Ontology annotation, molecular function: RNA binding. Gene Ontology annotation, cellular component: cytosol.